AUAGCAGCGCCACAGCUGUGAAUGUGGAACCACAAUUUCUGCUACAAUCUCACCAUGUACUCAACAAGGACACAGAGGAUGAACUGCACUGCUGGGGCUACUCAGACUCCCGGUGGAGGCGGAUGCUGUUCUUCCUCCUUGUCCUGCUCUCUGUGGGCCUCCUUCUGCUGGUGGUGCACUGGAGGCCACAGCUGGAGUGUCUGCUCAAGAGGAGGAGGUGCUCCCUCUACAAGGCCAAGUACAUUCUUAUCAGGACCCGCUUUGGAGUGGUCAGUGUUGUGACUGUCCAUGUCAUGACGGAACCUAUUGAAGGUGAGAAUGUUGGCAGCUACACCGAGCCCUCUACCACCCCAACCGCCAGCUCGGUGGACUUCUCCGACGACCGGACGCUGCUGUCCUCAUCCUGGAUGUCCGACUCGGAUGGCGGCCUUCGGUACUUUGACUACCAGAAGACACGGUACCUCUGGGAGCAGACCAAACGGUCCUUCCGGAAACUUGAAGAUCUCUCCACUGGUACUGCUUGUCUUGACCUGUAUGAGAAGUACAAAGGCUUGACGGGAGACCAAAGAGCCAGCAGGUCGUGUUUGUAUGGACCAAACACGAUGGAGAUUGAGGUGCCCAGCUAUUGGUCACUUUUCAUUGGUGAAGUGCUGAACCCGUUCUACAUCUUCCAGAUUGCCAGCAUCAUCCUAUGGUCCUUUGACUCCUAUUACUACUACGCCUCGUGUAUCUUUGCCAUCUCCUGCCUCUCCAUUGGGAUUUCCCUCCGAGAAACCAGAAAGCAACGGGUAACCCUGAGGAACAUGGUGGCCACACAGGAGGGUACCAUGCAGGUCUGCACCAGCGCACAAGAGUUUGUGGUGAAGGCAGAGCACGAGCUAGUCCCAGGUGACGUCAUCGCGAUUCCUCCCAACGGCUGUGUCAUGACGUGCGACGCGGUGCUGACAGCAGGGACGUGCAUUGUGAACGAGAGCAUGCUCACUGGCGAGAGUGUACCGGUGACCAAGACCCCGUUGCCACAGCAGGAGGACGAAGAGAUAUACUCCCCCGAGAUUCACAAGCGACACACUUUGUUCUCAGGCACGCACAUCGUGCAGACACGCUACUACGGACAGGCGAAGGUGCUGGCUGUGGUGGUGCGCACAGGGUACAACACUGCCAAGGGUGAUCUGGUGAGAGCUAUCCUGUUCCCCAAGCCGCUGGACUUCCAGUUUUAUCGCGAUGCCAUCCGUUUCAUCCUUUUCUUGGGCGGUGUGGCCUCCAUCGGCAUGACGUACUCUCUGACAACUUACAUCAUCAACAAAGAGCCGUGGCAGAGAACAAUUCUGCGUGUUCUGGAUAUUGUGACAGUGGUCGUCCCCCCUGCUCUCCCAGCGGCCAUGACAGUGGGCACGGUGUACGCUCAGAACAGACUGAAGCGAGCCAACAUCUUCUGCAUCAGCCCCCCGCGCAUCAACUUCUGUGGCCGGAUCAACGUCUUCUGUUUCGACAAGACUGGCACCCUGACGGAGGAUGGCCUGGACAUGUGGGGCGUGGUGCCUGUUGAGGAGCAUAAGUUCCGGCAUCAUGUUUCCGACCCGUCCACCCUUCCACGCUGCCCGCUGUUAGUGGGUCUGGCCUCCUGCCACUCCUUGACCAUCAUAGACGGAGAGCUCAGCGGCGACCCCCUCGAUCUCAUCAUGUUCAACGCCAUCAAAUGGCACCUGGAGGAGCCCGGCACUGACACCCACAAGUACGACACCAUCAUGCCGACUGUCGUCAAGCCUUACAGCUCCGAUACAUUCCUGGGGGAGGAGGAGGAGUUUGAAGCCCUUCAGCGUGAGCAUCCGUUUGAGGUGGGCAUCAUCCGUCAGUUCACCUUCUCCUCCUCCUCCCAGCGCAUGAGUGUAGUCACUCGGGUGAUGGGCGAGGAUCACAUGGACAUCUACUGUAAGGGGGCUCCGGAGAAGGUGGCCUCCCUGUGUCGACCAGAGACUGUCCCUGAGGACUUCCACAGCGUUCUUCAUAGCUACUCCGUCCAAGGGUUCCGAGUGAUUGCUCUGGCGUACCGACCCAUGGACCCCAAGGUCACCUGGCAUCAGGUACAGAGGAUCUCAAGGGAGAAAGUGGAGAAGGACCUGACGUUUCUGGGCCUGUUGGUCCUACAGAACCAGCUGAAGCCUGAGACAGCACCGGUCAUCCGCACCCUCACCCAGGCACAGAUUCGCUCUGUCAUGGUUACAGGCGACAUGCUGCAGACCGCCAUCAGCGUAGCCCGCAACUGUGGGAUGGUGCGUCGACAGGACCGCGUGAUCAUUGCCCACGGUCACCCGCCGGACAAGACCAACUCGGCCCGCCUCACGUGGGAGGAGGCGGAGAAACCGAAUCUCAGCUGCUCCGAGGACGACACAGGAAGCAACGAGGUGGACACUGAUGUGGAGAACGCACCGCUGCUCAGCGAGACUCAGCGCUCACUCGUCACUGAAGUCACAGAAUCACGUACCUCAAAGGGCCAGAGAUACACCAGUGUCAGCAUGGAGGAACACCUGUCCCGCAAACAUCUGGCCAUCAACGGAAAGUCGUUUGCCGUCAUCUCAAAGUAUUUCCCAGAGCUGUUGCCUAAGAUCUGUGUGGAGGGCACCGUGUUUGCCAGGAUGUCCCCGGAUCAAAAGUGUCAGCUGAUUGAACAUCUACAGAAAUUGGAUUACAUGGUUGGCAUGUGUGGAGACGGGGCUAAUGACUGCGAGGCUCUGAAGGCUGCCCACGCUGGCAUCUCCCUGUCGGAGGCCGAGGCUUCUGUGGCGGCACCGUUCACCUCCAGCGUCAACAACAUUGAGUGUGUGGUCACUGCCAUGAGGGAGGGCCGAGCGGCUUUGGUGACAUCCUUUGGCUGUUUCAAGUACAUGGCUCUGUACAGCUUCAUACAGUUUGUCACUGUGCUCAUUCUCUACACGUGGGCAACACGGCAGCCUACCACCGCCUGGUGAAGCAGAAGCCUCCCGGCAGUCUUGUGAAGGCCUCCAACCUGUGCUCCAUCAUCUUCCAGGUGACGCUCGUGGCCGGCUUCCAGCUGGCCGGCUUCUUCUACAUGCAGCAGCAGCCGUUCUACAAUGCUCCAGAGUCGAAUCACACGAGGGAACUGAGGACGAAAGUGGCAAAAAAUGCCGAGGAGACGAUGACAUGGGAGAGCACUGUGAUGUUUCUUCUGUCCUCGUUUAUGUACAUCUCGGUGGCCUUCACCUUCUCCCGAGGCCCACCGUUCCGUAAACCCAUCUACACCAACUAUCUGUUCCUGGCAUGCCUGGUCCUCUUGUUCAGCUUCUCCACGUUCCUGCUCCUGAGCCCCCUGGAUCCCCUCAACACUUUCUUUGUGAUGAUGCCUCUGCAAGACACACCCUUUGAGUUCCGGAUCAUCAUCCUGGCUUUGGUCCUGGGUUUCUUCAUCGUCUCCAAUAUUGUCGAGUGGAUCGCCAUUGAUACGCGGCUCCUGAAAUGUCUGUACCAAGGACUGGGGCGGCUGAGGAAGGUCCCGCCCACAAAGUACAAGGAAGUGCAGGCGGAGAUUAACGCCAUCAGUUGGCCACCGGUCAACCAGGUGACCUUUGCCUCCUCCUCCCCGGACACGGAGGAUGUGUCUGAGGUUGCUCUGGAGAUGGAGUCGAGCUCUGUUCACUGACGGAAGACGAGAGCGCGUGUGUUUGGGCGGUGAAAGAAUUUGGUGGAAGUUUUGAAAAUGUUGUAGAUAGAGUGCUAUAUUUUACUCUAAUGUUGCUGCUAAAAAAGGAUGUGUGCUAAAGUAUACUUGAAUUGUGAAAAUGUUAACAAUUCUAAUUAAUUUUUUGAAUUUGUUUUUUGUGAUUCUUUCUGCAGAUUUUGUUUUGUAAUUGCUUUAUCGCCAUGGCAUUAUUGUCAUAAACAUUUGGAGUGUCUUUGGAAAUUAACGUCAUUUCAUUCUUUAACUUUUGAUUAUUUCCUACCAGCUUUAGAAGGAAUCUGCUGUUAUUUCAGCAGUUUUGAGUGAAUGUUUUGCCUCAUGCUGUUUAUUCCUCGACAUUUCGACUCAGGAGAUGUAAUUUGCCAAUACUGACAGAAGGAAACUUGUUGGAACUGUAUGGAUAAAAGGUUUUCUUUUAUGUAUCUAGACCUUAUUGUGUCUCCUGUAUGACUUGCUUUUUGUGAAGAAGCGUAAUGCUUUUGGAAGGAAGGAAUUGUGUUCUUGGCAAUUGUGGAAAUAAUGGGUUUUUGCGAUGGUGGAAAAAA
Molecule: messenger RNA, 4239 nt
Organism: Aplysia californica (California sea hare)
Lineage: Eukaryota; Metazoa; Mollusca; Gastropoda; Aplysiida; Aplysiidae
Product: probable cation-transporting ATPase 13A3
Biological process (GO): intracellular calcium ion homeostasis
Cellular component (GO): membrane
Molecular function (GO): P-type ion transporter activity; ATP binding; ATP hydrolysis activity
Source: RefSeq, a predicted model, not a curated record